This is a messenger RNA of Cyphellophora europaea CBS 101466, 1740 nucleotides long. RefSeq lists its product as uncharacterized. Lineage: Eukaryota; Fungi; Ascomycota; Eurotiomycetes; Chaetothyriales; Cyphellophoraceae. Bases 1 to 1740 code for a protein of 579 amino acids. Gene Ontology annotation, biological process: transmembrane transport. The transcript has 2 exons. The record is from RefSeq and is a predicted model, not a curated record. Gene Ontology annotation, molecular function: transmembrane transporter activity. Gene Ontology annotation, cellular component: membrane.
AUGAGUCGCUCUCCGUCUGCGGAUGGGCAAAUCCGGACGCUCGACUUUGAUGCCAACCGCACCGUGCGCGCUCGCGAUAGUCAGCGGAGCCUGCUAGACGACGAUGUCGACUUCAUGGCCGAGGUGGCUGAGGGCAUCAUCGAACGCGACCGGAUCAGAAUGCGGCGGGAAGUAAUGCGCGUCAUCAGCUUCAUCUGCGCAGUCUUGAGCUGUCUAUGCGCAGGUUCCAUAACCUCAUUCUCCCUCUAUGGCGGGCGAUUCCUGACCGAUUUACACUAUACCCAAUACCGGGUCAACAUUGUGUCCAUAACCGCCGAGCUGGCCAUGUACUUGCCUGUUCCGCUCUUUGGCUUCCUCUGCGAUCGUUACUCGCCUCCACCUUUGUCACUCCUAGCGUCGAUGCUCUUUGGGUUUGGUUAUCUGCUGGCAGCAUACACAUACCAAUCGGGACCACCACGAGACGCAGGUGGGCAGGGAUGGCCAUUCGGAGUCAUGGUGCUGGCCUUCGUAGGCGUGGGCGCUGGUACGAGCUGCAUGUACCUCUCCGCAGUGGCGACGUGCGCGAAGAACUUUGCCGAGUCCAAAUACCGAGGCUUUAUGCUGGCGGUCCCGAUCGCGGCUUUUGGCCUCAGUGGCAUGUGGCAGAGCCAAAUCGGAGCGCAGCUGCUGUAUGAGCGGACAGCCGACGGUCGCAAAGGCGAUGUCAACGUUUACCGCUACUUCUUGUUCCUAGCCGGAACACUGAUCGCGGUCGGUGUCGUCGGAUCUCUUGGUCUUCACAUCGUCGACGAAGAAAAGCUGAUAGACCAUGGGGUCGAUCAGAUGGAGAGAAGCGGCUUGUUGGAUGAGUCCGAGUUCUUCAGACAGUCGCGACACCGGAUUCGACAACACUACGGUACAAUCGAACCUAGUGGAUCCGAGAGCGAGACCGAAGAUGAUGUGGAUGAGGAGAUGGACUUGUCCGAAUCUCAAGUGCUGAGAAAGCACGAGGAGGAUGAGAGACUGCGCGAAAAGAAGUUGUGGCUCCUGAACCAUUCCACACAUGCGUUUCUUACAGAUCGGACCAUGUGGCUGCUCGCCGCUGGCUUCUUCUUGCUUACUGGGCCGGGUGAAGCGUACAUCAACAACCUUGGAACCGUCAUUCCGACUCUAACGCCAAAGAAGUACUUUGAUGUUUCGAACCCACCCGCAGGCCAUGCUGCGACGCAUGUCAGCAUCAUCGCGCUGACAUCGACGAUUGCUCGACUCUUCACCGGCUCAUUGUCCGAUCUGUUCGCGCCACCUUCAAAUCCCGAGUGCCCGCCGUCCACGCGGUUCACCUUUUCUCGGCUAGUACUGCUGCUACCAUCGGCCUUCAUCCAGCUGCUUGCUUUUGUCAACCUCGGUCUACCGUUCUUGACGCUCGAAACACCAUCUCUCUUUUUACUGUCGUCCGCUCUGCUAGGUCUUGGCUACGGCGCAUCUUUUUCUCUGGUACCAAUUAUCGUCAGCGUGGUCUGGGGUGCCGAGAAUUUUGCGACCAACUGGGGCAUCGUGGCCAUGAUGCCGGCGGGGGGAGCGGCGAUUUGGAGCAUUGUCUACAGUGUUGGCUACUCUAGAGCGAGCGGCGACAGCAACGAAUGUCAUGGGUAUGCUUGUUUCAGCGGGUGGACGUGGGGAUGUGCGGUCAGCAUCGUGAUUGCAAUGGCUCUGCUGUCUUGUGCUUGGCGAUUCUGGAAGCAGCGAAACGUCGUUGUCUAG